Messenger RNA from Penicilliopsis zonata CBS 506.65, 342 nucleotides. RefSeq lists its product as hypothetical. The record is from RefSeq and is a predicted model, not a curated record. The transcript has a single exon. Lineage: Eukaryota; Fungi; Ascomycota; Eurotiomycetes; Eurotiales; Aspergillaceae. Bases 45 to 254 code for a protein of 69 amino acids.
GCUGUUCUUUCACUCGGAGGUUCGUCCGUGACUCCAGAUCAGCCAUGAAGAGACAAGAAAAAAAAAAAAAAAGUGGAGGUGGAUUUGCACCAAUCAGACCCCUCCAGCAGUGCAGCAGAGUGCGUGCCCCGAACCCAGUCACUGACUGGCAGAUCCUCCGGCUAUCGCGGUUGUACCUUACCUUAGACAGUCGACCGGUAUUACCGUAUUUUAUUAUACUAGGUACCUACAUAUAUUUAGUAGGUAUAUACUAGGUACCUAGGCAGGUACCUAGGCAGGUACCUAGUAUAUACUAGGUAGGUAUACUAAUAUACUACAUACUACGGAGUAGGUACGGAUUGU